AUUUCUCCAUUUCUCCCAUUACCAAUUCAUUUCAAUUAUCAAUAUUCUAGAAAGAAUAAAAGUCAAUUGAGUAAUCUAUUCAUUAUGAGACAUCCUGGUUUUUAUGGUCCUGGUUUUUACAGACCUGCAGGCGGGUUUGCCAAACUCGUGUUAAUUUUUGCAACUGUUUACGCUGCCAAUGCAUUAUACCAUCACAAUCAUGAUGGUUCCCAUUCCCACUGCAGAAGAAGAAGAGACAGAGGCGCAAGUGGACCAGGAAAUAGUGACGAAUUCAGAAAUUACCAUGAAGGAGGUCGUGAACCCAGCGCAGAUUACCUUGACAAUGGUUCCAAUAGGAGAUAAGCUAUUAGUGGUACUUGUAUAUAGUUUAAAUAAACCCUCAUGUAUAUAGAAAAUGAAUAGUUUAUCGGUUUUUAUGCAACUAAUCU
This is a messenger RNA of Spathaspora passalidarum NRRL Y-27907, 428 nucleotides long. RefSeq lists its product as uncharacterized. The coding region runs from base 200 to 391 and encodes 63 amino acids. The record is from RefSeq and is a predicted model, not a curated record. NCBI's taxonomy places the organism in Eukaryota, Fungi, Ascomycota, Pichiomycetes, Serinales, Debaryomycetaceae. The transcript has a single exon.